AUGGUGUUGAAUGAUCAGACUGGAUCUCUCACCAUCACAAACAGCAGAAUCAAACACUCUGGACUUUAUAAGAUAGAGAUCAGCAACAGCAUCGGGACGUCAUUAAAGAAAUUCCAUCUUACAGCAUAUAAUUCUCCGUUUUUGAUCGAAGCUGAAAAAGUGAAGGGUGACAGAGAAGACAAUAAGACCACAUUUAGUCAUGAUGAGAUAUAUGGAGACAGACUGAAACUGGACAGUCAGACCGGAUCUCUCACCAUCACAGACGCCAGAAUCACAGACUCUGGACUUUAUAAAGAAAAGAUCAGUGGCAGGGGGAGGACCGAAUACAUGAGAUACAUCAUGAAUGUUUGUGGCCUGUCUGGUGUUGAAGUGAAGUCUGUGUCAGUGAUGGAGGGAGAUCCUGUCACUCUAAACACUGAUCUUACUGACGUACAGGAAGACCUUCAGAUACUGUGGCUAGUUGGACCUAAAGAGAUUCGCAUAGCUGACAUUCGUAGACAGAAACCCAAUACAUACAUUGAAACUGGAAGAUAUGGAGACAAACUGAAGCUGGACAGUCAGACUGGAUCUCUCACCAUCACAAACAUCAGAAUCACAGACACUGGACUUUAUAAACUAGAGAUCAUCAACAGCAGAGAGACGUCAGAAAAGAAAUUCAAUGUUACUGUCUAUGCUCGUCUGCCUGUUCCUGUCAUCAUCAGAAACUCUUCUCAAUGUUCUUCAUCAUCAGAAAGAUCUUCAGUGUCAAAAUGUGUGUUGUUGUGUUCAGUGAUGAAUGUGACACAUGUGAGUCUCUCCUGGUACAAAGGAAACAGUUUAUUGUCCAGCAUCAGUGUGUCUGAUCUCAACAUCAGACUCUCUCUACCUCUGGAGGUGGAAUAUCAGGAUACAAACACAUACAGAUGUGUCAUCAGCAAUCCCAUCAGAAACCACACACAACAUCUACACAUCAAUCAUGUCUGUCAGCCAUGUUUAGAUUUACACCAUAUUGACCUGGUUGUCAUCUUGGCGGUUAUUGUUUUCAUUCUGAUAGCAGCAGCUGGUUUGGUCGAGUUGUUCAGGCACUGGAUUGUAGUCAAACACUGUCGGAUCAAUAGACAAGAACGACAGGAAUGGACCCAACAGUGA
Messenger RNA from Triplophysa dalaica, 1128 nucleotides. RefSeq names its product hemicentin-1-like. The coding region runs from base 1 to 1128 and encodes 375 amino acids. The record is from RefSeq and is a predicted model, not a curated record. The transcript has 7 exons. NCBI's taxonomy places the organism in Eukaryota, Metazoa, Chordata, Actinopteri, Cypriniformes, Nemacheilidae.